This is a messenger RNA of Chionomys nivalis (European snow vole), 5569 nucleotides long. It is a transcript of the gene Acbd5, whose product is annotated as acyl-CoA binding domain containing 5. Bases 162 to 1721 code for a protein of 519 amino acids. Gene Ontology annotation, cellular component: peroxisome. Gene Ontology annotation, molecular function: fatty-acyl-CoA binding. NCBI's taxonomy places the organism in Eukaryota, Metazoa, Chordata, Mammalia, Rodentia, Cricetidae. The transcript is spliced from 14 exons. The record is from RefSeq and is a predicted model, not a curated record. Gene Ontology annotation, biological process: autophagy of peroxisome; fatty acid metabolic process.
GUGGGUCCCCCGGUGACUCCGGGGCGGGGCUGUGGGGAGGGUGCCCCCCGACUGAACGACUUCUCCGGAAUGGGGGGUGUGGCUGGUCGGCCCGCAGCAUCCGGGUGGGAGAAAGGGUCCGCUGUUACCGGCGGCGCAACCCCCAAGGCCUGCUGCUAGAGAUGCUCUUCCUCUCGUUUCAUGCAGGCUCUUGGGAAAGCUGGUGCUGCUGCUGCUGUCUGAUUCCCGCGGACAGACCUUGGGACCGGGGCCGGUACUGGCAGCUGGAGAUGGCGGACACAAGAUCGGUGUAUGAAACCAGGUUUGAGGCGGCCGUGAAGGUGAUCCAGAGUUUGCCGAAAAAUGGAUCAUUUCAGCCAACAAAUGAGAUGAUGCUCAAGUUCUAUAGCUUCUACAAACAGGCAACUGAAGGACCCUGUAAACUUUCAAGGCCUGGAUUCUGGGAUCCUAUUGGAAGAUAUAAAUGGGAUGCUUGGAGUUCAUUGGGUGAUAUGACUAAAGAAGAAGCCAUGAUUGCAUAUGUUGAAGAAAUGAAAAAGAUUCUUGAAACUAUGCCCAUGACCGAGAAAGUUGAAGAAUUGCUGCAUGUUAUCGGUCCAUUUUACGAAAUUGUAGAAGACAAAAAGAGUGGCAAGAGUUCUGACUUGACCUCAGUCCGACUGGAGAAACUCUCCAAAUAUUUAGAAGAUCUUGGUAAUGUUCUGAUCUCUUCAAAUGCCAAAGCUGUUAAUGGUAAAACUGAGAGCAGUGAUAGUGGAGCUGAGUCUGAGGAAGAAGAGGCCCAAGAAGAGUUAAAAGGAGCAGAGCAGAGUGACAGCAAUGAUAAGAAAAUGAUGAAGAAAUCACCAGAUAAGAAUUUGGAAAUCAUUGUUACCAAUGGCUAUAAGGAUAGCUUUGUGCAGGAUACACACAAUGAUUUUCAUACCGAUUCUUCCCCAAAUGUCAGAAACAAUGAAGAAGCAAAGCCUGUAAAUCAGAGCUUGGAGCAAACUGGAAACACUGUUGUCUAUGUCCACCAAGAUACAAAUGAUGAUCACAGUGAGGAUGCUUCAGGAAUUCAUCAUUUGACAAGUGAUUCAGAUAGUGAAGUAUACUGUGAUUCUAUGGAGCAAUUUGGACAAGAAGAGUAUUACUUAGGUGGUGAUCCCAGUCAGCACUUGGAACGUUCUGGUUUUUGUGAAGAUGCUCAAAUCUCUCCUGGAAAUGGCAGCACUGGGAAAAUACGGAUGGUAGCAAUCGAGGGGAAAGGUGAAGUAAAGCACGGAGGAGAAGAUGGCAGAAGCAGUGGAGCUCCACACCGAGACAAGAGAGGGGGAGAAAGCGAGGACUUCUCUAGUGUUCGAAGAGGGAGAGGGCAUAGAAUUCCACAUUUGAGUGAAGGAACCCAGGGUCGGCAAGUAGGAAGUGGAGGUGAUGGAGAACGCUGGGGCUCAGACCGAGGGUCCAGAGGCAGCCUUAAUGAGCAGAUUGCUCUUGUGCUCAUUAGAUUACAAGAGGACAUGCAGAAUGUCCUUCAGAGACUUCAUAAACUGGAAACACUAACUGCUUCACAGGCGAAAUUAUCAUUGCAGACAAGUAAUCAGCCCUCCUCAUCACAGAAACCAUCUUGGUGGCCCUUUGAGAUGUCUCCUGGUGCAUUAACUUUUGCUAUAAUAUGGCCUUUUAUUGCCCAGUGGUUGGUGCAUUUAUAUUAUCAAAGAAGGAGAAGAAAACUAAACUGAAGAAAAUGGCAUUUUACUCAAGAAGAUUGGCUCUGGAUGACCUAAGAAAUGAAAUGAAUUGUGGAUUUCACAAGAAAAUCUCAGUUUGUGAUGAUUAUAUUUCUUUUCUCCAAUAGUUUGUUUAUAUACAUAUGUAUUCUUUGCACUACACAAAUGGUAACAUUUUAAGGACUAAUAUUGCUGAUACUUGAACAAUCAAUCUCAACUAGGUGUUUUUUUUUUUUAUUGAAAAAAAAUUUUCCGCCUCCUCCCCGCCUCCCAUUUCCCUCCCCCUCCUCCCACCCCUCCCCCCUCCCCCCACUCCUCUUCUUCUCCCUCUCCAGUCCGAAGAGCGGUCAGGGUUCCCUACCCUGUGGAAAGUCCAAGGUCCUCCCCCCUCCAUCCAGGUCUAGGAAGGUGAACAUCCAAACUGUCUAGGCUCCCACAAAGCCAGAAUAUGAAGUAGGAUCAAAACCCCGUGCCAUUGUCCUUGGCCUCUCAUCAGCUCUCAUUGUCCGCCAUGUUCAGAGUCCGGUUUUAUCCCAUGCUUUUUCAGUCACAGUCCAGCUGGCCUUGGUGAGCUCCCAAUAGAUCAGACCCACUGUCUCAGUGGGCGGGUGCACCCCUCGUGGUCCUGACUUCCUUGCAAAUGUUCUCCCUCCUUCUGCUCCUCAUUAGGACCUUGGGAGCUCAGUCCGGUGCUCCAGUGUGGGUCUCUGUCUCUAUCUCCAUCCAUCGCUAGAUGAAGGUUAUGGUGAUAUGCAAGAUAUUCAUCAGUAUGGCUAUAGGAUAGGGCCAUUUCAGGAUCCCUAUCCUCAGCUGCCCAAGGAACUAACUGGGGACAUUGCCCUGGGCACCUGGUAGCCACUCCAGGUAAAAGUCUCUUGCCAACCCUUAGGUGGCUCCCUUAACUAAGAUAUGUGCUUCCCUGCUCCCCUAUCCAACCUUCCUUUAUCCCCAAUCAUCCUGUUUCCCCAAGUUCCCCCCAUCCUCUCCUUCUCACUUUUCUUUCCCCAUCUCCCCUUACCCCCAUCCCAACCCACCCCCAAGAUUCCAAUUUUUUGCCCGGCAAUCUUGUCUACUUCCCAUAGCCAGGAGGAUAACUAUAUGUUUUUCCUUGGGUUCACCCUCUUAUUUAGCUUCUUUAGGAUCACAAAUUAUAGACUCAGUGGCCCCUAUCCAUGGCUAGAAACCAAUUAUGAGUGAGUACAUCCCAUGAUCUUCUUUUUGGGUCUGGGUUACCUCACUCAGGAUAGUAUUUUCUAUUUCCAUCCAUUUGCAUGCAAAAUUCGAGAAGUCAUUGUUUUUUUACCGCAGAGUAGUACUCUAAUGUGUAUAUAUUCCACACUUUCUUCAUCCAUUCUUCCAUUGAAGGACAUCUAGGUUGCUUCCAGGUUCUGGCUAUUACAAACAAUGCUGCUAUGAACAUAGUUGAACAAAUGCUUUUGUCAUAUGAUAGGGCAUCUCUUGGGUAUAUUCCCAAGAGUGGUAUUGCUGGGUCCAGGGGUAGGUUGAUCCCAAUUUUUCUGAGAAACCGCCACACUGAUUUCCAAAGUGGUUGCACAAGUUUGCAUUCCCACCAGCAAUGGAUGAGUGUACCCCUUUCUCCACAACCUCUCCAGCAAAGGCUAUCCUUGGUGUUUUUGAUUUUAGCCAUUCUGACAGGUGUAAGAUGAUAUCUCAAAGUUGUUUUGAUUUGCAUUUCUCUGAUCACUAAGGUGGUUGAGCAUGACCUUAAGUGUCUUUUGGUCAUUUGAACAUCUUCUGUUGAGAAUUCUCUGUUCAGUUCAGUGCCCCAUUUUUUAAUUGGGUUAAUUAGCAUUUUAAUGUCUAGUUUCUUGAGUUCUUUAUAUAUUUUGGAGAUCAGACCUUUGUUGUGGGGUCUCUACUAGGUUUUAAGUAGCAUAUGUAGACUUACUCUUUUUGAGCUUGACAGACAUUAAUUUAUUAUCGUUUAGUAACAUGUUUACCUAAUUUUUUUCUCAAAGAAAUAUAAGCUGCUUUUCUAAGGCACUGUUAUGAUUAUAAGAUUUAUAAUAUUUACUUUUCUAAAUUAAACACAAGAAAGAAUACAACACAAGUGGAUUUAAAUGAGGUUAAAUCAAUUUUGUAUCAGUCACUGAACUGUUCACAGGUAGCUGCAAACUGAUGGAAGAGUCCUCCGCAUUCUUUGUGGUCUGCCCAGUUCAGAAAAUCCUUGUCCUUUGUACUGUGGCCAUUGUCUCACAAAUGAGUCACUGAACAGACUUGAUGAGGGAAAUGAAGAAUAGGCCCAAUGGAUGUGGAAAAGUAUAUUCCAAGCUGACACAGAGAAGUCAUCAGAUUUUUAAUUCAAUCAUAUGCACUUAAUAUUUUUUUUUUUUUUUGGUGAGGAUAUCCAAUGUCUGCUUCAUAGGGUGCUUUGCAAUAAAAUGAAAACUUACUUAUACUGUUUUUACUAAGGAGCAAACGCAUGAAAAUCUUUUUUUUUUCUUCAAGUGGUAAACUCCAGUCUGGAUUCUUAACCUCUUAGUGCCUCAGGUUUUCCUUUGGGGUGUACAUCACAAGGUAUUAGAGGGAUUUUAAAUAUACAUGCCAUCUUUGUUCGCAUAAUUAAGGGAUGCCUAACUAAUGAAACCUAAGUUUCUUUUGUUCUUUAGAUCAAAAUGAAGACUGAAAAUAAUCCUUUUUGUAUAUUUCCCAAAACCUGUGCUUAUACACCUUAUGCUUUGAAGAUGUAAUUUACAAACUUUAUAGCAAAUUCCCCCCCUUUUUUCCUUUUGAGACAGUCUCAGUAGCUCUUGCUACUGAUGUUCCCAUCGUUUCUGGGACCACAGGCAUGCACCACCUGACUAGCUUUGUAUAGUAAAAAAAUUUAAUGCAUUCUUGAUAUGGGAUGUUGGGGGGAUUAGCAUUAGGUAUUGGACAUUUUCAGUAAGAGCAAAAGAAUCCUUCUCUAGUGUAUAGGGUUGUUCUUUGAAGAAAAAAGUAUGACAACAUUAUUUGCUUGUCCCAGACUUCUCAAUUUUUUUUUUUUAAAUUGUGUAUCACAUCUUGGUUGAAAGGAACUACUGGUAUUUGCUUAAGAUAUGAAACAAACAGACCCAAAUCUACCUUCUACUUAUUUAGAAGGAAAAAAAGGAAAUAAGUGAAUUAUCAUAGGUAAAGUAUGGAUCAAGAGUUUAUUUUUUUUAAUUAGACAAGUUGGUAUCAUAAAAUGAUGGCUUUUUUCUUACAUAAAUAAAAUGCAAAUCAAGGAUGUAACAAGUUGUGAUUCAUUGCAAGUAGUCAAGGUAACUAACUCCUAAGGGCAACCAUUUGUAUCAUAUAUCAGAAUUACUUUAUAGCUUGAAAAGCACUUUGCACACAGUCCCUGUAUAUAAUUGAUGUAAUUAUAGGAUAUAAUGGUAAUGCUUUAAAACAUAACCUCAUUUUAAAAAUUGACAGCUAUGGUAUUUUUUUAAUGAUCAGCUUUUCUGUUUAUUGUAAAACUAAGUUAAAAAUAAAAGGUUAAUGAGAAAUGAAAUAUUUUCUUAUUACUGGUUAACUGUAUUGAUUGUGUACAGAACUGAAGCGAGAGCACAUAGGAGCUGCUAUGAAGUAAUCCUGAGUAGCAGGCAGGGGAUAGCAGCUCUCCACAGCACAAGCAUGUGAGGUCCCCAGCAGUUCCCAGAACCAUGCAGAGAAGAAAUUCACGAGACUAAAUGAAGCCAUAUUAUGUGUAAUUUGAUAAAAAUUUCAGAAGUGAAUGCAGUUUAACUCAUUUGUCAUCUGAGGACACCAGUAAUAGUUUAAAAAGAGGUAGGGUUUUACUCUGUAGCUCAGAUUGGCCUCAGCCUGGAAGCAGUCCUCUUGCUUCUGCCGACAAAGGACACAGAAAAGCCAUUUUA